AUGACCAUCCCAAUCGUCGACUCACACAUCCAUCUCUGGACAGAAACGCAACUGGAAACACUCGCCUGGUACAACCCAACCAACCCGCUAGGCUCUCAACACUCUGUUAAAGACUAUAUAGUAUCUGCUACAGAGGAGGCAUCCUCGAAAUAUCAAUUGCGAGGAUUUGUCUACCUCGAAGUAGAUCGCAUAUCCUCCGUUGAAGAAGAGAACGAUACGAAAGGAUGGAGCCAUGUCCUCGAUGAAGUCUCCUUCCUGGCUCGGAUAGCGCGCGGAACACCCGCGGAUGGUGAAGGGCAUGCCGAAGCUCAUAAGUCGCUGAUGCUUGGGUUUGUGCCCUGGGCGCCUGUUCCAGGUGGUUCAGCCGUGUUGGAGAGAUAUCUUUCUCUCGUCAAGGGUCGCAUAGCUGCUUCAGCAGCCAGAGACUAUCACGAUGAGAAUGACGAGGUAUGGAAGAAACUAAGAGGUUUCCGAUACCUCGUCCAGGAUAAGCCGGUGGGGACAAUGCUUCAAAGGGACUUUGUCGAGGGAUUGAAAUGGCUCGGCAGACAGCGGCUGGCAUUUGACCUAGGUGUUGAUGCUAGACAGGGCGGAUUAGGACAAUUGCGAGAAGCCGUUGAUUUAAUAAAGAGGGCGAAUGAUGGUGUGAGCCAGGAAGACAGGGUUGUUAUUAUUAUUAAUCAUCUAUGUAAACCAAACCUGCACAUAUCGCCGGGUGAAGCCAAUAGCCAUCCUGACUUCCUCGAGUGGAGAGAUUUGAUCAAUGCCAUGGCAACACAGUCCACGACAACAUACAUGAAACUUUCCGGUCUGUUCUCAGAAUACCCUCAGCUAUCUCACGAUCUUAUACAGGCAGACGAGGAGAAUUCAGUAAAGUAUCUUGUCGAUCAUGCUCGCCCCUGGACAGACACCGUUUUCGAUGCUUUUGGUCCGCACAGGAUCAUGUUUGGAUCAGAUUGGCCUGUCUGUACGGUUGGCACGGGGGCGACGGCCUCGACAACUGGAGGAGGGCGAGCAGGAGCUUGGAUUAGGUGGAGGAAGGUUGUUGAGAGGAUUCUUGAGAAACGUGGUUUGAGUGAGGAUGCGAAAAAGGAUGUUUGGGGAGGAGCUGCUUCCAGGGCUUAUAGUUUGGAUAUCAUCCUAUGA
Messenger RNA from Talaromyces amestolkiae, 1146 nucleotides. RefSeq lists its product as uncharacterized. The record is from RefSeq and is a predicted model, not a curated record. The coding region runs from base 1 to 1146 and encodes 381 amino acids. Lineage: Eukaryota; Fungi; Ascomycota; Eurotiomycetes; Eurotiales; Trichocomaceae. Gene Ontology annotation, molecular function: hydrolase activity. The transcript has 2 exons.